AUGCACCGGAAUGCUUUUCCAAAUGCUCCAGACAGCUUUUCAAAGAUAAAUAAUGCUCCAGACUGCUCUUCCAAGGAUAAUAAUGCUCCAGACUGUUCUUCCAAGGAUAAUAAUGCUCCAGACUGCUCUUCCAAGGAUAAUAAUGCUCCAGACUGUUCUUCCAAGGUAAAUAAUACUCCAGACUGUUCUCCCAAGGAUAAUAAUGCUCCAGACUGUUCUUCCAAGGAUAAUAAGGCUCCAGACUGCUCUUCCAAGGAUAAUAAUGCUCCAGACUGCUCUUCCAAGGAUAAUAAUGCUCCAGACUGUUCUUCCAAGGAUAAUAAUGCUCCAGACUGCUCUUCCAAGGAUAAUAAUGCUCCAGACUGCUCUUCCAAGGAUAAUAAUGCUCCAGACUGUUCUUCCAAGGUAAAUAAUACUCCAGACUGUUCUCCCAAGGAUAAUAAUGCUCCAGACUGUUCUUCCAAGGAUAAUAAUGCUCCAGACUGCUCUUCCAAGGAUAAUAAUGCUCCAGACUGCUCUUCCAAGGAUAAUAAUGCUCCAGACUGUUCUUCCAAGGUAAAUAAUACUCCAGACUGUUCUCCCAAGGAUAAUAAUGCUCCUGACUAUUCUUCCAAGGUUAAUAAUGCUCCAGACUGCUCUUCCAAGGUGCCGCCCACCCAGUGUGUUGUUGCCGCCCACGCCCACGCCUUGUGUCGGUGUCGCCCACGCUCACCCCUUGUGUUUGUGCCGCCCACCCCAAGUGUGUCGGUGACGCCCACGCCCACCUCAUGUGUUAGUGCCGCCCACGCGGUGUGUCGGUGCCGCCCACGCCCACCCCGUGUGCUGUGGGACCUCACCGCCCUACCUGUGCGUUAUCGAUUAGUUCCAUGUUCCUUCCCUCUCUACCACACGUAA
Messenger RNA from Procambarus clarkii (red swamp crayfish), 894 nucleotides. Its product is annotated as germ cell nuclear acidic protein-like. Lineage: Eukaryota; Metazoa; Arthropoda; Malacostraca; Decapoda; Cambaridae. The record is from RefSeq and is a predicted model, not a curated record.